CGUCCGCGGAAGGAAAUAGUGCCUGGCGCGUAGGGAUCGGGAGAGACGUGUGUCGCACGCGGAACAAGAUUUUGACACUUUAUUACAGACAUACAUAUGUCCUAGCGGAUAACUACUAAGAUGAAUAGUUUAGUUGUGUUCUUUUUGCCCAUCUUCUUACAUCAAGGAUAUGCGGGAAACAAGGCUCCCAACCUGAUUGUGUUACAGCCUCCUCGCGUCACGUCUCUGCACGUCACCUCCCAGAUCAAGUACCGCUUCGCCUCCACCCGCAUCACCAGUAAGCUCGCCAACGACGGCGGACUUCCAAGCGAGGCCGUGUUUGAUGUCAUCAUUCCUAGUGAAGCCUUCAUAUCAAACUUCUCACUGGAGAUAGACGGCAAGACGUACACAGGAGUUGUACGGGAGAAGACCUCCUCCAGCAGUGUACGCAUAAAGACCAGGCGACGUGGCCCGUCAGCAGACAACCAACACAAGAUCAGACCACGGGAUACAAACCGCUUCACAAUUGGCGUUGACAUUGCACCAAUGUCCGUAGCGACGUUCCACCUGACUUAUCAAGAGGUACUUCAACGCCGACUGGGAACAUACAAGCAGGUGACGUACAUCGACCCUGGCCACCCCGUACCCGACCUUAGGGUGGAUGUGACAAUCCAGGAGUCACGUGACCUCACUUACCUCAAGGUUCUACCUAUCAAAAACAGCAACUUUGUGACCGACGUCGAUAUAACUGAGAUCGACGCCGAGUCUAUGGUGACCAUGCCGACUAGGAACACAGCCUACAUUCGCUACCAGCCGUCCAUUGCAACUCAACAGAACGCCAGCGCAGGAGACCUCCCGGCAUCCCUUGUUGUAGAGUAUGACGUCAGUAGGGGCAAGGAUGCAGGGGAUGUUCUUGUUGUCAACGGUUAUUUUGUCCAUUUCUUUGCACCCAAGAUUGACAAUGCUGUGUCGAAGGACAUUCUUUUCAUUCUGGAUACAAGCUCGUCCAUGGCCAUUCGGAAGAUGCAACAGCUUAAGCUCGCCAUGACAGGCAUCCUGCAGGAUCUUCGAGUCGGCGACCGCUUCAACAUCCUCGAGUUCAACACCCAGGCGGACUUCUGGCAGGACAACCAGCUGCUUUCUGUGUCCGAUGAGAAUGUCAAAACAGCUGUUGACUAUGUGACUAACCUUUACUCUAAUGGAGCUACAAACAUCUAUGAAGCGCUGGUCAACGGUUUAGAGUUCAUGAAUCAGCACGCAAGCGAAAACAGGUCACUUUUAAUUUUCUUGACCGAUGGACAAGCUUCUACGGGAGUUACUGGUAAUGAAGCUAUCUUGUCGAGCGUUAGAUCUCGUAACAUCUACGAGAUUCCGAUUUAUAGCCUUGCCUUCGGGGACGACGCUGAUUGGUCGUUCGUGAAAACAGUCGCCAUUCAGAACAAUGGCGUGGGGAGAAGAAUCUACGAGGAAUCGGACGCUGCUCUUCAGAUUACUGAUUUCUACAAAGAAAUCGCGACUCCCAUUCUAAGCGGAGUAGAAUUUACAUAUUUAGAAGAUGCAGCAAAUGAGACAACGGUGACCAAAUCGUCCUUCAAAAAUCUGUUCAAUGGUUCUGAGGUUGUGGUUGCUGGGCAACUGGCCAAAGAUGAUGUAGGUGUUCUCUCCCUUGUUGUCAGCGGUAACAAUGACGGUGAAAUUGUCGACUUAAAACUCAAAGCCGGUGUAGAAGAACUUAUUCCAGCUGAUGAAACUGCCAGGGAAAUUGAAAUGACACCUUUCGAGGAGGUAACGGAAAAGAUAUGGGCGUAUCUGACCAUAAAGGAUCUUAUCAGACAGUACGAAGGUGCAAUGGAUCAAAGCCAAAAAGAAAUUCUGAAGAAAAAGGCAGUGGAAAUGUCCCUUAAGUAUAAUCUCGUCACCCCACUGACGUCGAUGGUUGUGAUACAGUUCGAUGGUGACGUACUUGAGGAGCGCCCCCUGCAGGAGGAAAGCGAUGCAGCUGAGGAUGCGGGCGGCCGGGGUGGUUGGAGUAGCAGAGGUGGGAGGGACCCGCACUUCAUGCUGAAGACGGCAUGGCUAGAUGAUCAGUUGUGUUUCGACGUCACUGGCAAGCCGCACGAUGUGUUCCAGAUCAUCAAGGAUCCGCUGCUCGGUUUGACUAUCAACAUCCAGGUGAACAGAGGCCACAGCACGGGAAGGACAUACAUUGUCAAGGUCGGCAUCAUUCUUGACGGCCUGACGCUGACGGCGACGCGAGAUGACAUCAGGGUGAACAGGUGGAGGCAUACGUGGGCUGAUGACAUUCUCCACAAGAUGCCCAAAGCUGUCAUCAUCAGCCAGCACAACGUGAGGUCGGUGAAGGUCGGGCUUGAGGGAGGCUUCAGUGUCGUCAUCUUCAAGCAUGUCCCCAGCAACUCUGGGGCUGGGGAGGAGUUUCUCAACAUUGAGCUUGAUAAAGAAGGGAAACUUUCCAGAAACACCACAGGGCUGCUUGGCCAGUUCGUUCACAAGAGACUGAUCAUGAAGCGCCCGAGGAGAGUUGGGGACAAGAUUGUGUCGCAGCUGGAACUCCAUACACACAAACGUGUGGUCCGGGGUCUCGCAGAAUUGCAAAUGAGACGAGAUCCAAUCUUCGAGACAAUGUCUCGGUGUUGGGAGGUGCAUCCUGGGAAGGGUGCCUUUGCACUGUCACAAAAACAUUUCUUAGUAAAAAAUAUCAAAUCCAAAUGACGCUCAACAAGACAAGACUUGUGUGUAAAACAUAUUCACGGAGAAUAGUGAUGGUAGAGAUAUGAUUCAGCAGGUAUGUAUUCAUAGUAAGUCCUACGCUAUGCCAUAUUUAUACAUUUGACUUCAGAGCAAUUAGCUAGGGGUCAUUCAGGGGCGUCGGUUUCAACCAACUGCAUGCCGAUGAUAUUUAGCCAUGAUGACGUGACACGUCACGGUGACGUGACACGUCACGGUUUGGUCCACGUAUCUGUGAUUCAUGUAAUAUUGUAAUCAUACUUCACUCUAGGGCCCAAUGAAUAUUCACAUUAUAUGGCCCUCCGGUUAUUACACCAUUGUUACCACUGUAAAUAGUGACCAUGCGCAAGGACACCAAUAUGUAGGUGUUUAUCACUACAGGACGACGUCAGCACAGAGCACCAGUACUGAUUAUAAUUGACAUCCGUAUUGUAAUCAUUGUUCGUGUACUACUGCAGUUGUCAUUACUCUAGAGUACGCAUCGUGUAUGCCCCUUCCGUGCAGCGAGAUAUAAGGCUCAGAUACAUGCUGAAUGUGUAUAGUGUAUACUUGUACAAGAAGAAUGUGAGCACAAAGUUGAAAAAGAACAAUAUUUUGUGCUUUAAUACUUUGCUCUGACCGUUUUAUUUCCUUGUCAUCCUGUGCAUUCGAACAGAAGUCUAUUUGAAGGAUUACUUAUGUAGAUGUUGACUAAAUGAAACUUUUUUAUGGAUAGCAAUUUCUUUUUUUCUUUGUACGACGUUUCAGAGCUACGUCUUGGCCCUUGUUGAUGAAGGAACACAAAGUAGCUCUGAAACGUCGUACAAAGAAUAAAAGAAGUUGCUAUCCAUGAAAAUGUGUCGUGUAUUCAUGUUCUUCCAACUUCUAAAUGCCUAUCAAAGAUGUUAUGUAGAUGUUGUUACUGGCAAGGUAUUGAAUGUAACAUUAUAUAAACAUAUGUAAAAUAA
Messenger RNA from Haliotis rufescens (red abalone), 3671 nucleotides. RefSeq names its product inter-alpha-trypsin inhibitor heavy chain H3-like. The transcript is spliced from 12 exons. NCBI's taxonomy places the organism in Eukaryota, Metazoa, Mollusca, Gastropoda, Lepetellida, Haliotidae. Gene Ontology annotation, biological process: hyaluronan metabolic process. The coding region runs from base 121 to 2709 and encodes 862 amino acids. Gene Ontology annotation, molecular function: serine-type endopeptidase inhibitor activity. The record is from RefSeq and is a predicted model, not a curated record.